Molecule: messenger RNA, 6853 nt
Organism: Hippoglossus stenolepis (Pacific halibut)
Lineage: Eukaryota; Metazoa; Chordata; Actinopteri; Pleuronectiformes; Pleuronectidae
Product: KIAA0319-like ortholog
Exons: 26
Coding region: 1020-3941 (973 amino acids)
Cellular component (GO): plasma membrane; cytoplasmic vesicle
Source: RefSeq, a predicted model, not a curated record
CUCCUCUUCUCCCCCUGCUCCCUGCUCCUCUUCUCCCCCUGCUCCCUGCUCCUCUUCUCCGGGAGGCUCGCAGCUCACGACCUCGGCACCUUCCGCCAUCACGACCUGGAACCCGAUUAGAGGAAAUGAGAACCACCGGAAGCGUUGUGCAUCCCUCAUAUUGGCUUGACAGCGGUGACACAGGCGCAUCAGCUGGUCGAGCGGAGCGGGACUCGGACCUGCGGCACACGGGACAACAACAGCGACGACACGGCCACAGAUCCGAGGAGAACCACCCUCCUCCAGCCGCCUCCUGCUCCGAUUUUUCAAGGGGACUACUUCGGAGAGAGAAGCUGAUUUUUCCCUUCCCUGCUGCAGCCAGAAGAACUCGGGCGUGGGACUCCACCAACCUGUGCGCUGAGAAUCCAAUACAGCUAUUGGAUGCUGCAACUGAGAACGAGAGAGGAAGAGGAGGAAGAAACAGUCAAAGAGAGAGAGAGAGAACUUGUCCUCCCCAGAUACAAGAGGGGGGGGUGUUUGGUCACAGAGAUCAUUGUUCGGCAGAAGUUUCUCAAGGGAGAACCGGCCAUUGAAACGUCUGUAAUGGCUGAGCUGUCGUCAGCCCAGGUGACCGAGUGCACCUGAACAGGACUUGUUUAUUACUGCGACUUCAAGAAAGGACCGAAUCCUCUGAAUCCUCUUUGCCUGGAUUUUUAUUUUAUCCUAUUUCGGUGUUUUACUCUGGAAGAGAGAAACGACCGUCUGAGUCGAGCUGCUGAGGCUCAAGCAUCCAUGGGCUGGAAUGCAGAUUCUCAUAUGGAAGCAGACUUUACAGGACUGUGUUUGAGCAGCUGAGCCUGUGAGGGCCCUGGAGGCGGCCAUGUUGGAUCUCUCCCUCAGAUCGCCGGUGUUGACCCGUCUUCACUCGACAACUUGCAGCACCACCCUGUCAACCUAAGCCGUCUCUCCCUCUCGCUCUCUCUCUUCCUGCAUUCCUUUGCUUCCUCCGCCUGGUCGGGAGAAAGGUCCUUUUAAGGAAAAUGUCCUAUGCACACGACCACAUGCUGCUCACCUGGAGCUUACCUCACCUCACCCUCCUGCCGUUGACCUACCUCUGGCUCCUGGCUCCAGCCACAGGUGUGUCAGCAGAUCUCUGCCGGGUGACCGGCGGCGUGCUGGGGAUCCACUGGAGCAGCACCAUUGGCCUGGGUUGGCGCCCUCUAGCAUCCGGCAGAGCUGGGGCGACGUGUUGGGAUUCCUGCUGCUUGAAGCCGAGCUGCAAUGCCGUGUGGAGCCUCGGCGGGCACUGUGUGCUUCUCAGCUGCUCCCAGAAGAGCGGCUGCCCCAUCUCCUUCCUGCCCCAGCCCCACCAGGAGUCUCUUGGCCUCCUGCAGCUGAUCUCAAAGGGUCCCAUCACAGCGAGACGUAGAAAGGCUCGUAAUGUACAGCAAACAGGAUACCUUAAAAACACGGAAAGUCCCAAACUGGAAACAGAUCACCCAACUCUUUCUGUACCCAGCACCAUCACCCUUCUUCAGAAACCCCAGAAGAACCUCAGCCAUUCAACCAAUGGGAGUUCGAACUCCUCUGAGGUUCCAUCACAAAUUAGCUCGACGACACUGCACGACACUGUUGAUUCUCCUCCGUCUUCCAAUGGCAGUGAUGUCAUCUCCCCCACAGCGACCGAAGCUGCCACCGUCACCACUCCAACACAGGCUGUGAGGGAGCUGGUGGUGUCAGCGGGGGAGAGCGUGGAGGUUACGCUUCCCCGCAGCUCGGUCGAACUCAACGCCUUUGUGGUCCCAACAACACCAGAAGGGACCGACUAUGCAUUUGAAUGGCGUCUGAUUACACAUCCCAAAGAUUACAGCGGGGAGGUGGAAGGAAAGCACAGCAAGACGCUACAGCUCAGCAAGCUGACUGUGGGCCUGUAUGAGUUUGAGUUGACGGUGGACGGGGACGGGGCUCACGGUGAAGGUUACGUCAAUGUCACAGUCAAACCAGAGCCGCGGAUAAACAAGCCGCCUGUUGCCAUAGUUUCCCCAAAGUUCCAGGAGAUUUCCUUGCCGACCAGCUCUACGGUCAUAGACGGCAGCCAGAGCACCGAUGAUGACAAGGUGGUUGCUUGGCUCUGGGAGGAGGUCAAAGGUCCGUUGAGGGAGGAGAAGGUCUCUGCCGACACCGCCAUCCUCACCCUCACCAACCUGGUGCCUGGGAACUACACGUUCAGUUUGACCGUGACGGACUCGGACGGAGCCACAAACUCGACACAGGCCGCCCUCUCCGUCAACAAAGCCAAGGACUACAGGCCUGUGGCCAAUGCCGGCCCAAACCAGGUCCUCCAGUUGCCACGGAACUCCAUCACUCUGUACGGCAACCAAAGCACAGACGACCAUGAUUCCCUGUUGUAUGAGUGGUCCCUCAGCCCCGAGAGCAAAGAUAAAGUGGUGGCGAUGCAGGGUGUACGGACACCGAUCCUGCAGCUGUCAGCAAUGCAGGAGGGAGACUACACCUUCCAGCUGACUGUGACAGACUCAUCCGGACAGCAGGAAACCACCCAGGUCACGGUCAUUGUGCAACCAGAAAACAAUAAACCACCAGUGGCAGAUGCAGGACCAGAGAAAGAGCUGACGCUGCCGGUGGACAGAACCACACUGGACGGCAGUAAGAGCAGCGACGAUCAGAAGAUCGCCACCUACCACUGGGAACAAACCAGUGGUCCUGAUAAUGUGAAGAUUGAGAACGCAGACGCCGCCGUUGCCACGAUGACGGGCCUCGAGGUCGGCAGGUACGAGUUCACCCUGACCGUAACGGAUGACAGGAAGCUGAAGAGCACCGACACUGUUAUCGUUAUCGUCAGAGAAGAACUGGACCAACCGCCGGUGGCUCACGUCCUGUCGAGUCCACCUGUCUCGCUGCCUGCCAGGACCGCCACUCUGGACGGAUCUCACACAACCGACGACAAAGGCGGAGUCUCCUACCUGUGGACGAGAGACGACAGCAGCCCUGCCGCAGGGGACGUACUGAACAACUCUGACCACCAGGCAGUGCUGUUCCUGGGAAACCUGGUGGUUGGGAAGUACAGUUUCCAGCUGAUAGUAACUGACAGCAAAGGACAGACCAGCACUGACAGGGGCACCCUGGAGGUCAAACCAGACAUGUGGGAACGGGACCUGGUGGAGCUGGUGUUGGAGGUCUCUGUAUCGCAGGUCUCCCACCGGCAGCGGGACAUGCUGCUGCGUCAGGUUGGGGUUUUACUGGGCGUGCUCGACAGCGACAUCAUAGUACGAGAGAUCCGUGCGUAUAAUGAGCACAGUACUCGUUUGGUCUUCCUGGUGUCAGGCGGUCCGGGGCGCCCUCCUCUGUCCGGUCACAGCGUUGCACUUGGCCUACGCAACAAACUGCGCAAACAGAAGAACGACUUCCUCAUUUACAAGGCACGACGUGUGGACACAGUCAUCUGCCAGCUGAACUGCUCCGGCCACGGCGAGUGUGACUCGUUCACGCGGCGAUGUGUCUGUCACCCUUUCUGGAUGGAGAACUUCAUCAGAGCUCAGCUCGGAGACGCAGAGAGCAACUGUGAGUGGAGCGUACUCUAUGUGACUAUAGCAUCUUUUAUGAUUGUGGUUGCCGUGGCAACAAUUGUCUGGGGGAUGGUGUGUUGCUGCAAAAGACGAAAGAGCAAAGUGCGCAGAAGUAAAAGUCGAUACAAGAUGCUGGAGGCUGAUGAGCAAGACAGUCUGGAGCUUCAGCCGCAGAGAGUCGCCCGUAUGAAGCCCGUCCCAGCCCCCACCUCUUCCGCUCUCAUGCACUCGGACUCCGACCUGGACAGUGAUGAGGGGCACGGCGGGGUCCCGUGGACGGACCAGGAGCGGGGGCACCUCCUGCGGCCCCAGAACGGCUCCCUGAGGAACGGCCAGGGGCCGGUCAGGGGCAAGAAGCAAAGAGAGGAGCUGCUAUAGCAAGAGAGGAGGGGGGAGCUCACUGCGGCCCUCGUACAUCCCUCCUCCACCCCUCUGUUCCUCACUCUUCCUCUGUUUCUUUUGUUGUUCUUCAACACAAAAACCUCACACCUCUCAUCCAUGAAGACGGACAGCGUGAUACCUGGAUUUAAAGAAAGGGAGAGAGGGAAAAACAUGCUGGAAACAUGUUGUCCCACUGGCACAGAAAAACCACCAUUCUACUGGAAUAUCCCUGAUCCCCACUCUGAUCCAACUUCGAGGGAAAGAACUAAAACGUUAAAUGAGAAUUCUGGGGAGAGCCCUGUGUUUUGUAUAAAAUAUAACAUAGACCCCUAUUAUUUAACACACAGAGACAAAAAGAAUGUACUGUCACCCUCUGACUGAGGCACGCGUUAGUUAGAAGCCGCGGGAGAGAACACUAGCCUGAGUUACACUUGACUUCCUGGAUUUGAUUAAAAAAAAAAAAAACACUGCUGCGAUGACACGAAAAAAAACAGCCACUUGACACGCUCACGCCUCGCCUCUUGUAGACGUGCAUGUUCGCAAACAUCAUCAUGUUCGAGGUCGACCUGGUGCUACCAAACGGCGCCAUGUUGAAACCAACUGUCAUCUCUGCUCUGGGGAUUUUUGUUCGAGAAUCACGUGAAGGAAAAAAUGCAACAAAACAGCAUCGGGCAACAACAAAAGAAAUUGUGCAUGACAAGUCAGAUUGCAGAUGUGGUACAAUAUGACCCUGGAAUGGCCGCCUGCAUGUUUGUGUGUCAGCUGUAUGUGUGGAUUAGUUUGGCUGCUGUGGCGAAAAGAUGUGAUCUUCAGCACAGUUUUUUUUCAAAUUUUAUGUCUGUUAUGAAACAACCCCUGGGAGAGGCGCGAUGUUGUCAGUAAUGGCGGUUUGAGGCAGACGCACCGUGCUUUUAUUGUGAAGGUUUUCUCUGUGGAUUAAAUCUCUUGGAACACACACACACACACUCACACAGACUCACACAGACUCACACACUGGAUCACAUAACGUUAAUGCUCUCAGCGGGGGGGGGGAGAUAAUGAGGAGAAAGACAUGAAGUUCACAUCAACGUCCCGACACUGCUUCCUCCAUCAUCUCAAUGUAACGACUGCUUGAACCUUGAAGACCACUAUUUUAUUUUUUUAAACAAACAACCUUUACGCUGUGAUUAAGUGUCCGUGCACUUUUGAUUUCCUGUCAGGUUUAGUCUUAUUUUGUCUCGUUGGUUGAUCUGUGAUGGUUAAAGUUGGAACCUCAGCUGGAAACACAGGUCGAUGCUGCAUUCAGUGUAGAAAACGCUGUAUUUCCUUGACUUUAAAGAUCAAAUGAGCUGAUGUAGUUUCUCCAACCUGGAUGCAGCUCGUGUCCAGAGGCGUCCUCAGUGAUUUGGUAUUUACAUGUUUGCUUUAGUGAACAGGAUAGGACGAGCUUCAGCUGUUUCUGGAAUUUCAGACCUCCGCCAAGGCCCAACAGUCCCCUUAAAUUCAACCAGGCUGCACCAAAUUACACACACUCAUGAAUAUCAGUCCCGUAGAUACGUCUGAUUGUUUUAAUCGAGAUCCUUUAAGUAUUUCAAAGUGAUUAAAAAAAGAUUCCUGGAGCCCUUUUGUCCAGAUUCGCUCCAAAAUUAGAGUUCUUGUGUAAUUUUGUUGACAAACAGACAAACGACAAUGAAAACAACUUCCUUGUCGGAGGUAAUUAUCAUCCCUGAAGACCACGUUUAUCUUUGUUUUCUAUUGGCACAUUUUCACUUAGUUUAACAUGAGGAUCACAAAAAACAUCUUUAUAAGAGAGACAACGGAGACAAAACAAAUCACCACUAAUCCUCCAUUUGUUAUAAAGAGUUGUGUCCUCAUACAAACCUUAAAACUGAGCUUAAUCCUAGGAAACAAAUUAUUUCUUCCCACAAACACGACAAAGAUCAGGAGGUUAAUCUGAGCGAGGUUUGCUUCUUCUGAGGGGGGCUCAUCGCCAUGGAUACACCAGGACACAGUAGGAAGUCUGUAGUAACAGAGAGGAGAGAGAGAGAGAGGGAAGGAAAAACAACGGAGCAGUAAUCAGAGAAGUUUCUGGGCCGGACUGAGCUGAAUGAGAACUUUAACCACGUGACUCCUCUUUACGACGCCUCAGCGUGUGGUCGCUCUCGCAUGCAGAAUGUGAAACUGAUCCGCGAGUCCACGUUUUGAGGCACUUUUUCUUUGGUUGUUGAAUGUGGAAAGGGUACGGCGUUAACUCCGUUUGGCUCGUACUCUGUGUGAAAUAAGCAAUCACGUUUCUUACUGUUCAGUCAUUUCAUGCUGAUGUUGCUUCUGCUGUUCGGUCUCGGAGCGUCAGACCCAGGGCAGAGGUUUAUUAUUGGUUUUAUUAUUUUUUGAAUGUUUUGCCCCAUUUUUGCCAGUUUCUGCGAGGCAAAGUGAAAUCCAGUGAAUCGAAGUGCAAACACUGUAAAAUGUCAUCUUUUCACACUUUGAAGUCAUUUUAUAUUUGAGCCAUUUCUCUUUUCUUUUUUUUGUUGAAAUUAUUUUGGGGUCACUGCCAAGACUCGAUGUUGAUUCACUCAUUUCUUGUUUAGGCGUUUACCUUUUUCCCAUAAGUUAAAAUAUAUAUAAAAACAAUUUAACGAUCCAAAAUUCAGCAUUUCUCAUGAUACAUGUGCAACAUUUUCCCCGUCACAUUUGGGAUUUGUCGACGUAAGUGAAUUGACCUCGACUCUGAUGGAGUCCACUGUGAAGGCAGACAGAGGAAAAAGGUAGCAACUGUUAAAUGAAGGGAAUUUCAUUUUAAAAAAUUUGUUUCAGUGAAGUUAUUCCUUUUUCUUUCUUUCUUUGUGUGUGUGUGUGUGACCAGACCUGAUGCAACUGGAUCAUCUGUAAAUUAAAAUAAAAAAUGUUUGUUCUUGCGUUUUCUCAGA